Messenger RNA from Leishmania braziliensis MHOM/BR/75/M2904, 1443 nucleotides. RefSeq lists its product as hypothetical. Bases 1 to 1443 code for a protein of 480 amino acids. The transcript has a single exon. NCBI's taxonomy places the organism in Eukaryota, Euglenozoa, Kinetoplastea, Trypanosomatida, Trypanosomatidae. The record is from RefSeq and is a predicted model, not a curated record.
AUGCCGCCGUAUUACGAGCCCCUGCCGGCCUCUGCCAGGCCUGCUCACCUACUUUCGUCGCCACCUUCUUGGAUCACUAACUCCCAGGCACGGUCAACCACUCCAGCGAACAACGGGGUGAACGCGUCUUCGAUUCUGAAGGAACUCCCAUCGGAGGUUCUGAUACCGACGUUUCUCAUCUUGGUGUUGUCCAGUAUUACGGUGACGGCCAUGAACGGCGUGUUCAACAUGUUUGCCCACAGGGAUCGCAUGGUGAUGGAGACGUUCCAGCAAUGGCGCCGCGUGCUGUGGAUGAGCAAGGCGGCUCACAUUGUGGAGGCACCAUCUGCCGACCAGGCGCCCCAUAUGACGCAGGCGCACCACCCAGGUGCCGUGACAGUGACCAGCACCCCUGCGAUGUCACCAGUAGAGCUGUACAACAGCGCCGCCUUCUUCCGUGGGAUUGCCGGCCCCACAGCCUUGGCGGCGUCCCCUACCGGUACCACGACGUCUUCUGCAACGGAUGUCGUCAUAGUUGAUCGGGGCGGUGUUGGCGCAGUAACACUGUCCUUUCACGCGGCGUUAGGGGCGCCGUACACCGGAGAUGCCGCUGCACUUACAGAGAUGGAGAUGUACCACGAGGAGAACCCACCCGCGGCGGUGCCUGCGCCAGUAGUGGUGGAGGCCCUCACAAACACGAUGGAGGCGGUGCGGCGGGAGAGCCAGCGCAUUAUCUUCGAGUUCCACCCAUACUACAUCAUCCUCUGUGCCACCAAGGCCUUCGCGAUGCUCAUUUAUAUUCAAUAUCAUUUUGGCAGAAUCGACGGGGGCUGGCGCCGGUUUUGCAUCUGCGGUGCGGCGAACAUCUUCUCCGGCCUCCUUACCCCAGUUUGGGAGUACACCAUGAUGGUGCUCCUCCCACGAGACCUCGACCGCACCACACCGGUGGUAGUGAAGGAGGAGAAGAAAACAGACUCUGUCUUUAUCGUGGAGCUGCUGCUGCGCAUCAGCAGCCUUGAGCUGAAUGACUUACCGACAGUUCUGGUUCAAGGCACCAGCUUCGUGGCGUUUGCCGCGGUACUCGUGCCGCUUCUUUGCGUAUUUUGCUUGUCAGGUCUCGUACGGUACCUGUGGAUUUACGUGCCUCUCUGGCUUGUGUACUUUGUGGUGCGCCAGAUCUACUACCAAGGCGCUGGCACCCUUCCCUCCGCCAGGGCGCGCAACUCUGCGGCUGUAAUGGGCAUGACGAGUGAGAUGCUGAAGGCGUUCCUGAUGAAGAUGCUUACCGUGCUUGUGCUGCUCUUCACGAUGCAGUCCAGCUUAUUGCUCGGUCUGGCGUGGGCGGAGGGGGCGACGUACGAUGAGGGACUGGAGUACAUGACGACGCAGGAGUUCGGCUUUCACACAGGCGCCUUUGCGUCCUCGUUCCGGAAAGUGUGUUUGGUGAGUCAGUUAUUCUUGUGA